GGGAAUCGAUGGGCGUGGCAGAGGAGGAGGAUGAAUAACAUCCAGGCGGGGUUAGCACAAACUUUGCUCCUCAUUAGGUUUUUCCCAUGCUCGAGGCGGCCCGUUUUUCUUCCUUGCCCAUCGGGCGUGCGAGCAAACUUUUAUAGCCUCUCUCCCACCACCCGCCGCCUCAAAUUUGCAAGGGGCUGGUGAGGUGUCUUCGGGCAAUGACGACUCGGGGAGGGGUCGGUGUUCGUCGGUUGACAUAGUAACAUCCCCUUCUCCUCUCUCCGCCCGCGGCUGAUGGGCUGCUGCUGUUAGUGGCGGGUGCCUGCAUGGACUGGCAGGAGCGGCGGCCGGGGCGGGCAAGAAGAGGACCCCUCGGCUCUCUGGGGAUGCGUGUUUGCGCCUCCGCUUGCAGCCCCGCGCAGAAACGCUCCCCGAGCCGCCCUCGGGAACCGCGGGAGACAGGGGGCCCCGAGCCGACCCGCGGGCCGGUUUCUGUCCCCCUUCGCCGCUCCUUUUCCAGGCAGAGGCUCCCGUUGGCGCCCCUUCGCCUUUCCUCGCCGCGUGUGAGGCUCAGCGCAGGAGCCUCCGGUGCCUUUACGCGCGCUGGGGUGGCGAGGCAGCCUUCGGCUGCGCGCCCUCUUCUCCACGCCCGGGGUUCUCCUCAGAAAGAAAAAGAGGGGGACCCUCCGGCACCCCAAAGGCGGCGGCGACCAGCGCCAUGAGUCAAAGCCAACCCUACGCGCUUCGGAGCAACGGCUCGCCCGGCGGCGGGGCCCGGCGGAACGACAGCCAGGACUACCUCCUCAUGGGCUCGGAGGCGCGUGAGGAGAACUGCAUGGCGUCCUUCGGCUUCUACCCCCUCAGAGGUGCUGAAAACAGACAUGCCCUCCGUCAACAGACAGUAAUUCGAGAGAAGGGCAGGAGGCUUGCCAACCGAGGUCCAGCAUAUAUGUUUAACGACCAUUUAACGAGCCUUUCUCUGGAAGAGGAGCGCUUUUUGGAAGCCGCUGAAUACGGCAAUAUUCCUGUUAUUCGCAAAAUGCUGGAGGAAUGUCCCUCGCUCAAUGUGAAUUGUGUGGACUACAUGGGGCAAAACGCCUUGCAGCUGGCUGUAGCAAAUGAACACCUGGAAAUCACAGAACUUCUACUGAAGAAGGAAAACCUAUCGCGUGUUGGGGAUGCCCUGCUCCUGGCCAUCAGUAAAGGUUACGUCCGAAUAGUAGAAGCUAUCUUGAAUCACCCUGCCUUUGCAGAAGGCAAGAGGCUAGCCACCAGUCCCAGCCAAUCGGAGCUUCAGCAUGACGACUUCUAUGCCUACGAUGAGGAUGGGACUCGCUUCUCUCAUGACGUCACACCCAUCAUCUUAGCUGCUCACUGCCAUGAGUAUGAAAUUGUACACACCCUGCUCAGGAAGGGUGCUCGGAUUGAAAGGCCUCAUGACUACUUCUGCAAAUGCAGUGAGUGCAAUCAGAAGCAAAAGCAUGACUCUUUCAGCCAUUCUAGGUCUAGGAUCAAUGCCUACAAAGGACUGGCAAGUCCUGCUUACCUUUCCUUGUCUAGUGAGGACCCAGUAAUGACUGCCUUAGAACUCAGCAAUGAGCUGGCAGUACUUGCUAACAUUGAAAAAGAAUUCAAGAACGACUACAAAAAACUAUCAAUGCAGUGCAAGGACUUUGUGGUCGGACUUCUUGAUUUGUGUAGAAACACAGAAGAAGUGGAAGCUAUUCUAAAUGGAGAUGUGGAAUUGAACCAUGGGGAGCGUGGACGCCCUAGCCUGAGCCGCUUAAAACUUGCCAUAAAGUAUGAAGUGAAAAAAUUUGUAGCACAUCCAAAUUGCCAGCAGCAGCUCCUCUCUAUCUGGUAUGAGAAUCUGUCAGGUUUACGACAACAAACCAUGGCGGUGAAGUUUUUAGUAGUUCUUGCUGUCGCAGUUGGGCUCCCGUUCCUGUCACUGGCUUAUUGGAUUGCUCCUUGCAGUAAGUUGGGUAGAAUAAUGCGUGGACCUUUUAUGAAAUUUGUAGCACAUGCAGCCUCUUUCACCAUUUUUCUUGGACUUCUGGUCAUGAAUGCAGCCGACCGAUUUGAUGGCACCAAGCUGAAGCCUAAUGAAACCAAAACAGAUGGUGCAAAGCAGCUGUUCAGGAUGAAAACAUCAAGCUUCUCUUGGAUGGAACUACUUAUUAUUUCCUGGGUAAUAGGGAUGAUAUGGUCUGAAUGUAAAGAAAUCUGGUCUCAGGGUCCCAAGGAAUACCUGUUCGAGUUGUGGAAUAUGUUAGAUUUUGGCAUGUUGGCUAUUUUUGCAGCUUCAUUCAUUGCAAGGUUUAUGGCAUUCUGGCAUGCCUCAAGAGCCCAGAAUAUUGUUGAUGCCAAUACUGACAUGAACUUCUCAAUUGCAACAUUGCAUCCCAGCAUAAGAUACUACACUUUGGCAAGAAUAGACUGGGAUCCAUCAGACCCCCAAAUCAUAUCUGAAGGCCUGUAUGCAAUCGCCGUGGUUUUAAGUUUCUCAAGAAUUGCCUACAUUCUGCCUGCUAAUGAAAGCUUUGGACCACUACAGAUAUCCCUGGGUAGAACUGUCAAAGACAUCUUCAAGUUCAUGGUCAUUUUUAUCAUGGUGUUUGUGGCUUUUAUGAUAGGAAUGUUUAAUCUCUAUUCCUACUACCUGGGAGCAAAACAAAACGAAGCAUUUACUACAGUGGAAGAAAGCUUCAAGACAUUGUUCUGGGCAAUAUUUGGACUCUCAGAAGUGAAGUCAGUUGUCAUAAACUAUAAGCACAAAUUUAUUGAGAACAUUGGUUACGUCCUCUAUGGUGUUUAUAAUGUCACCAUGGUUAUUGUUCUGCUGAACAUGCUUAUCGCAAUGAUCAACAGCUCCUUCCAAGAGAUUGAGGAUGAUGCCGAUGUGGAAUGGAAGUUUGCAAGAGCAAAAUUAUGGUUCUCCUAUUUUGAGGAGGGUCGAACGCUCCCAGUACCUUUUAAUCUAGUGCCUAGCCCCAAAUCUCUGCUGUACCUCUCACUCAGAAUAAAGAAACUGAUUUAUAAAUUGUUAGUUUGCCAUAAAAAGGGCUUCAAGGAAGAUGCUGAAAUGAAUCAGUUAAGCCAACGUAAACUAUCAAGUAUAAAAAGCAUAGAUGACCUCAACUUAAACAGUUUAAGUAAUCCCCAAAGGAAGUACCAGAAAAUUAUGAAACGGCUUAUUAAACGUUAUGUGUUGAAAGCUCAAGUAGACAAGGAGAGUGAUGAAGUAAAUGAAGGUGAGCUGAAAGAAAUUAAACAGGACAUCUCAAGCCUCCGGUAUGAGCUCCUUGAAGAAAAAUCACAGAACACAGAAGACCUGGCAGAACUAAUCAGAAAACUUGGAGAAAGACUGUGUAUUGAGCCAAAACAGGAACAAAGUAACAGAUAACGUGAACUUUCUUCUGAAAAGACCAGGAAAUAAAACUUCAAGUUGACUAGUCCAAUGAAAGCCAUAUCUCCUCAAUUAUAUCCUCAGAUAUAAUUGACACAUUUGCAGCAGAUAACAGAUGCAGACACAUUCUGAAUGGAUUUUUUUUUCAUUUUCUUCUCUUCUGGUCACUGGGGGUACCAGCUGUUUGCAUAGUCCUGUUUAAUACCUUCUGCAGAGGAAAAACUUGGUCUUUUAAAAAUAGAAAGGACAUAAAAUAUGGUUUGAAAAACUGUAUGAUUAAAGGUUUUCAAUGUCAGUUCUAUUGAUAUCAAGGAGGUCUCUCUUGAUCUCCAUUGCACACACACUCACCUGUGCUACCCUCUAAUGUAGCAACAUUUAUCUGAGUAUAUUCCACUGAAGUCAAUAUGAUUUAUAAAUAAAUUAUUUAGAAAUA
Molecule: messenger RNA, 3830 nt
Organism: Pogona vitticeps (central bearded dragon)
Lineage: Eukaryota; Metazoa; Chordata; Lepidosauria; Squamata; Agamidae
Source: RefSeq, a predicted model, not a curated record